Messenger RNA from Cinara cedri, 3603 nucleotides. The record is from the annotation of a GenBank genome assembly. Lineage: Eukaryota; Metazoa; Arthropoda; Insecta; Hemiptera; Aphididae.
AUGUUAAUGGUUGUCGUAAGCACAGCUUUUGCUGAACAAUCUUAUGAAGGGCAGAUAAUUGUUUCCUGGACGGAGCCGCAAAAGUUUUGCGGUAAAGUUUUACCGGAUUUGGUGUGGUCCAUUUGUCCUCAUCAUAACGAAGAUGACAAAAUCCGUGAGUCUAUAAGAUUACCAACUAUUUGUUAAAUUAAUUAAACACAUUAUUAUAAAAUGAAAGAAUUGUUCAAUGUUAUAUAUAUCUUUUUAAAUUUUUUUUAAAAUGUAUAUGAUUUCAGCUGAGCAAUUUAGGAAUAAACCCAAAGGAAAAGGAAUAGCAACAGAUUGUUGCAUAAAUGGAUGCACUCCAUUACAUGUAUUGGAGAACUAUUGUAUUAAUUCACUCAGGUAUUUUUUUCAGCCAUUUAUAAUAAUAUUCACAUGGUUAUAUGAUAAUCAAAUUUAAAUUAUUUUAAUAUUAAGAUCUUGAAAUAUUUUAACGUAAUUACCACAGUGGCACCAAAUGAAAUUUAAAUACGCAGUUGAAAUAAUAAUAAUCUUUAUUGAAACAAUAACGUUGCACAUAACUUAUAAUUCUAGGGUUUGAGUCAAGAAGGGCCAAUUUUACUAUUAAUCAAUUUUGGGAAAUUAAGAAUAAAACGCAAUUUUGGGGCUACAUUGCCGGCAAUGAAUAAAGAAAUUGCAAUACAUUUUGUUUAAAAUUAGAAGGAUAUUUACUAGUUAAUAGAGAUUGAUUUAGACCAUUUUUUUAGUACAUGGUUUGAUAAGCCAUUUUUAUAAAAAUAAUUACAAUAUUUAAUUUAACCUACUGGUUCUAUAAUUUUCUCACUAUUAAUUGGUUUAAAACAUACUUUUAUAGACUAAUAAAAUAUACUUAAUAAUAUAAUUAUUAUUAACUAUUACCAAAAUUAAUUACGAGUAAUACCUUCUUAUAAUAAUCAUAUAUUCAUAUUAAAUUGCUCAAGCAAUAGUUCACUAUUAACACAUUCCAAGUAGAUAGAUAUUGUAUCCAUAUUAUAUUUAAUAUUUAGGCGUAUCAUUUCAAAUGCACUUUAACAAUAAGAAAAAAAAAUAGAAAACUUCUAUACAAUUUUAGUCAUAUUAUAUUACCAUUAAUUAAAAUACAUACAAAUAGUAACAUUUCUGGUCCUCUAUUGGGUAGGAGCGAACCUAGCUGUAAUUAUAACUGCAGUAAUGUUUUUAAUACAUUUAUCUUAGGUGGGUGGAAGAAAGUGAUUACAUCUUAUUAAUCCAUCUUGUCACAUACCUAUAGUUAUUUAUCUAAUAUUAUAUAACAAUUAUUUAUAGAGCGGACACUACUAAAAACACUUUGACAAUUUAUCGCAGCUAUAGUAGACCUUCAGAACUGCCUAUAGUUAAAAAUAUACAGCCGAAUUUUAAUACUACCACACAACUUUCGAACUCAAAUACAACUACUAAUAUAGAAUCUUCGUAUUCGGGUAAGUAUACCUGUUUGAAAUAACUAAUAAACAUCAUAUUAUUAAUAAUAUAUACAAUUUAUAGGCCCAAGCAUUAAUGAGCAGCCGAAUUUCAAAACGACCACACAACCUUCCCCCUUGACCAUGAAAACCAUACAAACAUCUACAACUACAAUUCCAACUACCAUUACAACUACUACAAACAAAAUGUAUAAUGUACCUACUAUAGAAUCUUUGUAUUGGGGUAAGUGUACUUGUUUGAAAUAACUUACUUAUAAAUUAAUUUAAUUUAUGACUUGUGGUUAUAAAUUAUUAUAUUUUACUAUAGUACCUAAGUGUGAAAUCGAACCUUUCUGUACAAAGAUCCGAAAUAAAAAAUGUAUUAAAAUAUUCAUAGGUAACCUACUAACCCAUCCUAAAUUAUUUAGGUAAACAAUCUGCAUUCUAUAAUAAUUGUUGUUAAAUAAUAUUCCUGAGGUAUAGUAUUCUAAUGUACAUUUAUUGUACUGAAAUAACUGACCAAAUAAUUUUAUCUGAGUUUCUCUUUUUGUAAUGAGCUAUCAUUAGAUUAUUAUUUAUUUAAAUUUCAAAGUGUAGGGAUCGAGGGAUCCAUUGGUUUUAUUAUGAAGUAUGCUUUUUAGAUGUACAGCAAGGGAUAUGUUUUGGUUUUACUAUAAUGUAUGUGCGUUUUUUUUUUGUGACUGUGAACAACUUUACUGUUAGAAAGCUUGCUAGUAUAUACCAAGCACCUUUUAUAUAACUUUUUAAUUUUCUCUUAAUAAAAAUUACGUAAAAAAAAAUUUAAAAAUUAAAAGUUUAUAAAUAGCUCAAAAAUAGCUUAACUGUUUUGAAAUCACCACUAGAAAAAGCAAUUACAAGUAUUUUAUCAAAAUUUCAAGUCUUUAGAAAUAUUUUAAACAGAAUUGCAACAAAAAACGAAAUUGAAAAUAAUAAAAGCAUUAUUUGAUAUAAAUAAAUUCUCACUUUCUUACUCCAUAUUUUUUCGGUUUUGCUCAAUUAUUAUUACAAAAGACAUCCUAGGAUAAUGGGAACGGGUGCAGCCACUGUUAUAAGUAAUUGAAUAUAUACUUGUAAGCAACGAUAUCUAUAAAACAUUGCUUAUUAUGUAUAUUAUUAGCUUUAUAUAUAACUUAUUAUAAAUAAUAUUAUUAUCAUUUUUAGAAUCGCGUGAAAAGGGUAGCGCCUGCAGUCCAUGUGAAUGAGACUACAAAGGGCCUCAAAACCUAACUACAGUAUCUUUGCAGUGGAUACACCUCUGCAGAGUAUUAUCAUUCAGGGGUUUGUAUAUUAUUUGAUUAGUAAUUGGUUUGGAAUAAAAUAGUAUUUAAAAAUGUAUUUAUUUUUUUUUUUUUGGUAUUUUUAUCAACUACAUAAUAACCAGAAAUCAAAUUUCAAAAUUUGUACGCUUCUAUGAAAAAAAAAAAAUGGAUAAUAUUUUAACCUUUUUCAAUAUAAUUGGAUAGGUAUAAUAUAAAUAUGAAAACUAUAUGUGCGUCAUAUAUUAUAAUUUAUAUGACAACAAAAAUAUUAUUUAAGUAAUUAAAAAUUAUCGGUAUUUCUAUAAUCAUAAAUGGGGGGAAACCAAUGUAGUAACAUCAUUCAUAAAUCUGAUUAUAAACAAUAAGAUAACUUAUAAUAGUUUUUUUUUUACAAUAAUAAUAAUAAGAAUACAUAAAUAUAAAUUUUUUAAACUGUAUGUAAAAGUCAUUAAAACUGUUUGGGGUUUAAAAAUGUUUGAUAAACUUUAAAAUGGACCUACAUAGAAAUUAAUUGGUGGUCCCCAUCUAUAUUGUUGGUUUGAAUUGCAUAUUUAAUAUGUGAAGUUAAAUUUAGAUACAAUUGUAUAUACAAAUAUUAAAUUUUGACUCUCUAAUUUGUUUAAUGUGACUUAUAACUACAUUAUUAACUUUAACUUUUAAUAAUUAUAUAGUUUUUAAAGUACCUAUAGAUAAAGUUUGACAGUAUCUUUGAUACAAUUAUCUUAAAUCUUAAAUAUGUAUCUUAGUUAUAAUAAUGUAGUUUGUAUUGUUGUAUAGCGAUAUCUAUACUUCCGAAAAAUAUUGAUUAUCAUAUUGCUGAAAUCAAUGUAUCUAUUAUUGAGUAUCUUUAUACAAGUUUUGAACGUUUUGAAGUAAUUUGCUCAUAG